Messenger RNA from Onychomys torridus (southern grasshopper mouse), 1053 nucleotides. It is a transcript of the gene Cimip6, whose product is annotated as chromosome 10 C2orf73 homolog. The record is from RefSeq and is a predicted model, not a curated record. Lineage: Eukaryota; Metazoa; Chordata; Mammalia; Rodentia; Cricetidae. The transcript has 7 exons.
AUGAAACACAUCCAACUGCCAAAUUUUUCUAAGUUCCCUUUGGGUUACUUCAUGCAGGUAGUAGAGUUUGGUUAUACAAAGAACAACCCUAUUGAAUUACCUGUCCGCUUUUGUCGCGGCUCUAUUGAAUUAUUAGUCCGCUUUUGUCACGGCUCUGUUAUCCCGCUCUCCCUUCUACAGGUCCUCAGGCAGCAGCAGCAAGAGCAACACCUAACUGUCCCAGCUGUGCCUAACUGUCCAGCUCUGAUCAUCCUGCAACAGCAUAAAAUAGAAGAUGCUGGUAUAGCAUGCAUAACUGAAAAAAAAGAAGAUAUCAAACAUGAAAAAAAUACUGGAAAAAUCACACAACACUCAAAACUUUGUGUGGACAGAAGACGUGUGAACUAUGCUAAAUUCAUUAACACAAAUGCAAGAACAUACAAUGAGCCAGUUCCCUACAUUGAGAAUAAAGGGCCAGCAAAGCAGAGAAAAUGGUGGUUACAUAAUGAAGCACAACAACCUAUCUCCCAACCAUCUUAUGACACCAAGAGCACACAGAGAAGUGAUUUUCAAAAGCCAGCAUGCCCGCUGGUUUUGCCAGUCAAACACAACAGGAUGCGAAAGCCUUCUUGUGGAAUAGUUCCACUUACCUGUCUGAGUUCAUCAGCAGAACAAGAAAAAAAAUUUGUAGAAUACAUCUCCUUUAUACAUCAAUAUGAUUCCAGGAAAACUCCCAAUGAGCCCAUCCGGGGAAAGAGACAUGGAACCUUUGUGCAGAGAGAGAUAAAGCCACAGACUACACCAAUAGUUCCUAAGGGACCAGAGGUAUUACUAAACUCUCUAGGGCCAUGUUCAUCAGGACAGCCCCAAAAUACAGAAAAAGAAAACUCGUCAGGAGACAGAGUGACCUCACCAGGCCUGUGCUAACAGAAUUCCCAAGAACUGCUGCAGAUUUAAAACAGCUUAUCAGAAACAGAAGGCAGUAUAGCCCAGCAGGCCCAGUGCCUGGGGUGUGGGCAAGCUCUUUUCACCAGGCAUGGGCCUUUAAACCCGCUAAUAAUAAAGUCAGGGUAA